AUGGAGGAGACAAUCCCAUAUAACAUGAAAUUGCCCACCUUGCCAACUGUUAAGCGUAUCGGACGCGAUCCUGUGUCGAGUAUUCCCAACCACUAUCACAGGAACCGCCCAGAGAUGGUACAACAAGCUCAAACCUGGGUCGAUCAAGAGCUUCGCCUCACUAUCGACGAAAUUUCUAAACAGAUGGGCAUAGCCCAAAAAUAUUUCGAGCUGGACGAAGGCUGCAGGGCCAUUCGCAGAAAAGAGGCAAAGGGGAAAGAAUCAAAAGAAAAAUCCAAUGAGAAGUCGAAAUUAAGAUCGGAAUAUAGGCGAGGGAGACCUGAAGAGAGCAGGCGAUUCGCCCCUCAGGAAAGAUACGAACCGAGAUACGACCACCGAGAUGAUGAUCGAAACUAUACACCACUGAACACCAGCCGAACUAAUGUUCUCAUGUGGAUCAAAGAAAAUGUCAAGAACGUGGUAUGGCUGCCUAAGAUGAAAGCUGAAAUCAAAGACACAAGGAAAUACUGCAAGUUUCAUGAGGACUAUGGGCACGAGACAGAUGGGUGCCGAGACCUUAAAGUGGAAAUCAAGAGAAUGAUAGAUGCAGAGCUUGACAGAGAUGACAAAGGAAAGGAAAAGGAAGAAGAGAGGCCAUCCAAAAUUCUGGGAACCAUACACAUGAUCAAUGUAGGAUGGCACAAGAGUUCGACUAUCAGAAGAAAACAAAGAAGAGAAGCGAUGAGAGAAACCCACAUGCCACCAGCAAUCUUUGACGUUGAGGAUUACGAGCAUGUGAAAGCGCCCCAUAAUGAUGCUUUGGUGGUAACAACCAUCAUCGAAAACUGGAACAUGGAGCGGAUCCUUAUUGAUGAAGGAAGCGAUGUAAAUCUAAUGACGAAUGCUGCAUAUAAGAUGCUGGGAGGAACCGCAGCAAGGCUGCGCCGAGUACUUAUCCCGCUAUCUGGACUCGGAGGUCCCCCAAUCAACACACUAGGUGUUGUCACUUUGGAAGUCAUAAUCGGCCCGAGAAGGGGGAUCAACAAGAAGGUCAUGUCCCUAUUCAACGUAGUGGAUAUAGAAUGA
This is a messenger RNA of Mercurialis annua (annual mercury), 1065 nucleotides long. RefSeq lists its product as uncharacterized. The record is from RefSeq and is a predicted model, not a curated record. Bases 1 to 1065 code for a protein of 354 amino acids. The transcript is spliced from 3 exons. NCBI's taxonomy places the organism in Eukaryota, Viridiplantae, Streptophyta, Magnoliopsida, Malpighiales, Euphorbiaceae.